Messenger RNA from Lottia gigantea (owl limpet), 3291 nucleotides. RefSeq lists its product as hypothetical. The record is from RefSeq and is a predicted model, not a curated record. Gene Ontology annotation, cellular component: plasma membrane. Lineage: Eukaryota; Metazoa; Mollusca; Gastropoda; Lottiidae. Gene Ontology annotation, molecular function: adenylate cyclase activity. The transcript has 18 exons. Gene Ontology annotation, biological process: adenylate cyclase-inhibiting G protein-coupled receptor signaling pathway; intracellular signal transduction; adenylate cyclase-activating G protein-coupled receptor signaling pathway. Bases 1 to 3291 code for a protein of 1096 amino acids.
AUGAUCACCACUAAUGACAGUUUAUCAGAAGGACUAAACCAAGACAAGGUGGUGUUACGUAAAGCGAAUCAUAAUAAUUUUGCAUUUAAAAAUGGAACUGUAUCACCGAUUAGUACAGAAUCUCCUGCCAAGCAUCAUAAUCAAAAUGGACAUGUUCGAAAAUCAGCAUGGGAACGCGCCCAGGAAUUGUAUGAGGCAAAACAAAGCCAACCGAAAGAAACAAAAGUUCAAGAAUUCGUAUUAAACGAAGAUGAAAAUGAGUGUAACGGAAAGUGUUGCACGAGGAAAAAUUUCGCAAAAGUUUUCAAAUCUCAGAAAUUUAAGGAUGCGAAAUUGGAAUUGUUAUAUCAAAGAUAUUUUUUUAAACUUAAUCAAACCAGUAUCGCCAUUUUAAUGGGCAUAUUUUGUUUCAUUUGUUUCUUGUUAUUGUUAACAUACUAUCUGGGAGGUUCCAUCUUGCUGGCAAGGGGAAUAACUCUGGGUAUUAUUAUUGUUAUUUUUGUGAUAUUGGAAGUCGUGUGCAAUAGAUCUUCGUUGAACGAACCUCAGUUGUUUAUUUUGUGCUAUAUUGUGAUAUUUUUAUUGGUCGGAAUUGUAAUUUUAGUGACUGUAGAUGUACAGAUUUACGAUGCCUCCGCAGGAGUUUGGUGUACAUUGUUUUUUACAUACAUGAUUUACGCGUUUAUGCCGAUCCGUAUGAGACUUGCCGUUUUUAGUGGAAUAUGUAUUUGUGUUGUUCAUAUCAUCUGUUGCAUCAGCAUCAAUUAUAAACUCUCCUAUCUUUGGAAACAGGUUGUAUCCAAUGUAUUUUUGUAUAUAGGUGUAAAUAUCGCCGGUAUUUUUACCCAUUUUCCUACCGUGAAAGCUCAGCGUAAGGCGUUUUUAGAAACUCGUCGUUGUAUCGAGGCCAGAUUGAUCACACAAAGAGAAAAUCAACAGCAGGUAACAAAUCUUUUAUAUUUAUCCUUUUAUCUUUUCUUAAAGCAGAACCUGAAACAUGUUGUUACUCUGAAUGUUGUGAAUAAUAGAAAUGAUGAUAUUGGUAUAUUAUUUGCUGAUAUUUGUGGUUUUACGUCUUUAUCAUCUCAAUGUACGGCUCAGGAACUGGUUCAACUGUUGAACGAACUGUUCGCAAGGUUUGAUCGGCUAGCGUCGGAGAAUCAUUGUUUACGUAUCAAGAUUUUAGGUGAUUGUUAUUAUUGUGUUAGUGGAUUACCGGAGCCGCGCCCAGACCACGCCCACUGCUGUAUAGAGAUGGGACUCGACAUGAUAGAUGCUAUCUCGUUGGUCCGAGAUGUAACUAGUGUCAAUGUAAAUAUGAGAGUUGGUAUUCAUUCUGGACGAGUUCACAGUGGGGUUCUGGGAUUGAGAAAAUGGCAGUUCGACGUCUGGUCUAAUGACGUCACGUUAGCCAACAAAAUGGAGGCUGGAGGGUUACCUGGACGUGUUCAUAUUACGAAAGAAACGUAUGAAUUUGUAAAAGAAGAUUAUGAUGUAGAAGAUGGAAAUGGAGGACAGAGAAAUAUCUAUCUUAGAGAACAAACUAUACAUACUUAUUUUAUUAAAGAUGAAAAAACAAGACAAAAAGUAAGAAAUUGGAUUUUUAUCUUAAUUAAAGGGACAGAUGCGCCAUUAGAAAUUAGGGUGAUUGAAGUAUUGGGUCUAGAUCAGACAGAGAAAGAUCCGGAAGCAGAAGUUAAUGAAUAUUUAGGCCGUGCUAUAGAUGCUAGAAGUAUAGAAAGAUUACGUUCCGAACAUGUUAAAGGAUUUUUUCUUUCCUUUCGUAAAAAAGAACUCGAAGAUAAGUGUUCACCGAAAGGUUUAAAAGUUUUGUCUAGAAGAAUCGCGUCUAAUCGAUGGUUGAGUCAACUUGUAGCUAUAAUAGUUGUAUUUAUUGUUUACAUUAUUCCCUUCUCUUCACUGGUAAGAUUAUUAGUAGUCUUCUCUUUUCAUUGUUUGUUUGAGAUGAUUUUUCAACUCAGUUUCCCCCUGUUAUGUUCACCGAAAGGUUUAAAAGUUUUGUCUAGAAGAAUCGCGUCUAAUCGAUGGUUGAGUCAACUUGUAGCUAUAAUAGUUGUAUUUAUUGUUUACAUUAUUCCCUUCUCUUCACUGUUUAGGUUAGAAAUAACUGAUAUUUGGAGUUGUUUUAGAAACCAUUAUAAUUUAUCUGAUACUACACCUUAUAAUCUUACAUAUCUUAUAAAAACUGUAUCAAGCCUUGACGAUGGUUAUAAUCUAUGUGAUAACAUGCAAACUUCAACACUUUUUCCUCAGUAUUUUACGUUCUGUGUGAGCCUGUCGUUAGUUUGUACGGCCGUCUUCUCUCAAGCAAGUUCUAUCGUUAAAAUGGUUUUACUGUUAGGUUUGACAGUUGUCUAUUUAUUACUAGUCCAACUCGUCUACUCUACUCUGUUUAAUAACCAUGAUUUAAUCUUACAUCUACAGUCUCAGACGGAGGUGAUGUCAAUUCCAUUAAGAUAUGAAACAAUUUUAAUAUUACUGGUUUUUUCUAUAGUACUGUUUAUACAUGCUCAACAAGUUGAGUCCACGACUAGAUUAGAUUUUCUUUGGAAGAUUCAGGCCACAGAAGAGAAAGAUGAGAUGGAGAGUUUACGUGCCUAUAAUUUAAAACUAGUGGCCAAUAUUUUACCGCUCAAUGUUGCUGAAUAUUUUUUAAAGAACAAAAAAGAUGAGGAUCUAUACUAUAAAGAUUGUGAAAAUGCCUGUGUAAUGUUUGCUAGCAUCACCAAUUUUUUUGAGUUUUAUAUGGAGUUAGAAGGGAAUAACGAGGGCGUUGAGUGUCUACGAUUGUUAAACGAAAUAAUAGCAGAUUUUGACGAGAUAUUGGAACAAGAAAGAUUUAAAUGUUUAGAGAAGAUCAAAACUAUUGGUGAAACGUAUAUGGCAGGCUCUGGUUUGACGCCCCAAACAAACUACUCAGAUCUGAGUCACGUUGAGGCAGUGGUAUCCUACGCUUUCGCUAUAAAAGCACAGCUACAAUACGUUAAUGAACAUUCUUUUAACAAUUUCAAGAUGAGAGUUGGUAUAAAUGUAGGCCCUGUAGUAGCUGGAGUGAUUGGUGCUAGAAAACCUCAUUAUGAUAUUUGGGGUAAUACAGUUAACGUAGCUAGUAGAAUGGAUGGUACUGGCAUCCCUAAUAAAAUACAGGUUACCCAAGAGAUGUAUAAUAUUUUAUCAAAUCGAGGCUAUAUGUUGGAAUGUCGCGGGAAAGUUCAGGUUAAGGGCAAAGGAGAUAUGAUAACGUACUUCUUAAUCAGCAAACCAUCUUAA